Brienomyrus brachyistius is the source of this 6007-nucleotide messenger RNA. RefSeq names its product N-acetyltransferase 16, like (gene nat16l). The transcript has 6 exons. Lineage: Eukaryota; Metazoa; Chordata; Actinopteri; Osteoglossiformes; Mormyridae. The coding region runs from base 3416 to 4648 and encodes 410 amino acids. The record is from RefSeq and is a predicted model, not a curated record. Gene Ontology annotation, molecular function: acyltransferase activity, transferring groups other than amino-acyl groups.
ACUCAGGGAAGAAGACUUCCACCAUAAGUAGUGAUCAAAAGGGGGAGUCACAAUUUCCCCAAACGCACAGGAGAUCUCUUUUCAGAGAUCAAAAGGGGGAAUUGUGGAGAGCGAUAUCUGCAGGGGAACAAGGACAUAUAGGGAGGCUCUGUGCAACUAAAGUUAAUCUAUAGACGCAGGCUGUGGUGACAGUCGCUAGGCAAAUGAUAUACAGUAGGGUUGACACAAUAACUAGGAACAGCAAGAACAACAUGUUGCACCAGGUAAGCCGAAAUUGCCAGAAAGUGGAAAAGUACGGACAGAGGCGGGGGCUGCUUGUAGAAGGGGUAUAAGACAAACGGUGAACAACAAGGAAGUCGAACUCUGUGGGGGGUACGGUGCGUUGCAGAGUUCCCAGGUCAAUCUGCUGGAAUAAAGGUUAUUUGACAACUCAUCUACGCUUCCAGGUGAUCUCUUCUCAUCUCCGGACCCAGUGGAGACGGCGUACUCCGACAGGAGUCGUAGCGGAAACCUGCACACACAGCGGCCCUUUCUGGGUAAGAUUGGCCACCCCUGCUUUAGAGACUCUGAACGUACAGGCCAGCAGGAUACAAGAUUAUAUUCUACAAAAGGUUGCCAUAUUUUUGAGGGCCACUAGGUGCCGCUGGAUUGGCACCGGAAAAAAAAACUCCCACUGGUCCAUUUGGAUUGGUGUGAUGCUGCGGUGUCAGGUCAUUAUCAGAUUCACAGAUCAGUACAUCCGCCAGCUUUACCCCAAUGUCAGGAUGAGGAGGUGGGCUUGGAGAGUGGACCCAGGGCCUGAGAAGCUGGCCAAGUUCUCACUGCUGACCUGCGCUCAGGUUCUCAUCCCUAAGGUGGUUUGUCAUGCGGCAGGUAAUCAGAGAGUGCUCCAUACCUACAGUAGGUACCACGCUGGGUCACAUAAAAACUGAAAAACACGUUUAGCCUGAAUAAUUAACCUGAACUGACCGGUGCAGCAGCGUUACGGUAUAAGUAGUGUACAUGAGUGGUGGUUAAAAAAUGCAGACACAGACAGACUGAUUAUGACAGAUAAUGGUGUCCACGUUAAAAUAUCAUCCUUCAUGCAAAGAGGGCAACAUCUGCAUAAGCAAAGGAUGGUUCCAGUAUUAAGUUAAAAAGCUGUUUUAUAGAUUCAUUAUAGUGGGACCUUACCUGUACCUUUGGGUUUAAAGUAUAGCUUUGGUUAAAUCGGGCAGUUUUAAGUUAGCUGAAGAAAUCAAGGUGCAGUUAAAUGCCUUCGGUUUUAUAUCACUUUAAAGUAAACAGAAGCCAAAGUAGCGCCAAUGUUGUUUUUCUCAUGAAAAAAAUUAUAUCUGAACUUGAAUGGCUGCUUAUCUUCUCUAUUUUAAUGUCUUGAUUACAGCAAUACACUCAAGAUUGAAAGGCGUGUGGACUUAUCUAAUAAACAAACGAAAGCUGUGUUUGUACGCAAUGAAGGGAGGCAAAAUAGGCGAAAGCGGCGGGCUGACCUUCUGGCUGGCAUCCCCGGGAGAUUACGAUGACGUCAUGGCCAUCUCAGACGGCAUAUACGAAGGCAACGAUUACCUGCCUCACCGCUACCACAGCUGGAUGACGGAGCCACACAGGCUGGUGAUUCUAGCCAAGAGAGAUGGAAAGCUGGUAAGAGGACUCUGUAGUGGGCAAGGUGUCAGCCAACAUUAAGAUGCAAGAACAAGUGAGAUGGAGGAUUGUCUGGAGAGAAUCUGUGUUAUCGGUGGAGUUUGUAGAGCACCAGGUUUGAUACUGGGGAGUAGCAGCUCAUUACGACAUUAUACUGGAAAUUUUACAGUGAGCAUGUUCUUGCACAUGAUUAUGAAGAUAAUGGUGGUGACGUUCUCUCAGGUGGCACUGGAGUCCAGGCUGAUUGUUGAGGGGGGCAGUACGGUGGUCCUAGAGGGGCUGCGCGUCUGUCCCAGCGAACGGGGCCGGGGCUUGGCUGGGGUCAUUUUCAGAUUCGCAGAUCAGUACAUCCGCCAGCUUUACCCCAAUGUCAGGAUGAAGAGGUGGGCUUGGGGAGAGGACCCGGGACCUGAGAAGCUGGCCAAGGUCUCACUGCUGACAAAGCGGGCCAUCCUCUCACUUCAGAUUAAGACGGAGGCUUUUGAUGCCUUUCUCUCCACCUUACGGGCUAAACUGAAACAUGAAAAGGGACAGGAAGCCUGAAGCAGGAGUCCAGACUUGUGGUCUUGGAAGAGGAGCAGCUGAGCAGCUGUGUCAGCGGCACAGAUCCUUGGGGAAUCGUGAGAGUGCAAUUUGUCGACCCGGUUCGCACCACUCCCAACACCGACCCCACCACUGCAUUACUGGGGGCCGCACUCCCCUGGGACAGGUCCCAGAAUGACCCUCGCGUUGAGUACACGCGAUUAAACCCUUGGGACGUCAUUGAAUUGGCCACGGGGUAUAAGGAUCGCAACCUCUACCUGGAUUGGAUAGCCCAGACGGCUAGGGACCAGCAAAUGGCGGGCUGUGUGGCCUGCGCAUCCGGUAGGCCACAGCUAUACACUGAGCACGCCCCCUUUUAAUGAGUUCGCUCUUGCUAUCGCUGGCUACGUUUGCUGCCAUAUUGGUCACGUGUGGGUGCUGCUGCAUCCCCUGCCUGCGAGCCCUGUCCGUACGACUGAUCACAUCCACCAUAGAGAAACGUGAUCCAAGUCUACUACACAUGAUGCCCCUCCUCGCCCUUCCGGACAGGGGGGGGCUCAGGGAAGAAGACUUCCACCAUAAGUAGUGAUCAAAAGGGGGAGUCACAAUUUCCCCAAACGCACAUGUGAUCUCUUUUCAGAGAUCAAAAGGGGGAAUUGUGGAGAGCGAUAUCUGCAGGGGACCAAGGACAUAUAGGGAGGCUCUGUGCGACCAAAGUUAAUCUAUUGACGCAGGCUGUGGUGACAGUAACUAGGCAAAUGAUAUACAGUAGGGUUGACACAAUAACUAGGAACAGCAAAAACAACAUGUUACACCAGAUAAGCCGAAAUUGCCAGAAAGUGGAAAAGUACGGACAAGGGCGGGGGCUGCUUGUAGAAGGGGUAUAAGACAAACGGUGAACAACAAGGAAGUCGAACUCUGUGGGGGGUACAGUGCGUUGCAGAGUUCCCAGGUCGAUCUGCUGGAAUAAAGGUUAUUCGACAACUCAUCCACGCUUCCAGGUGAUCUCUUCUCAUCUCCGGACCCAGUGGAGACGGCGUACUCCGACAGGAGUCGUAGCGGAAACCUGCACACACAGCGGCCCUUUCUGGGUAAGAUUGGCCACCCCUGCUUUAGAGACUCUGAACGUACAGGCCAGCAGGAUACAAGAUUAUAUUCUACAAAAGGUUGCCAUAUUUUUGAGGGCCACUAGGUGCCGCUGGAUUGGCACCGGAAAAAAAAAAACUCCCACUGGUCCAUUUGGAUUGGUGUGAUGCUGCGGUGUCAGGUCAUUAUCAGAUUCGCAGAUCAGUACAUCCGCCAGCUUUACCCCAAUGUCAGGAUGAAGAGGUGGGCUUGGAGAGAGGACCCGGGGCCUGAGAAGCUGGCCAAGUUCUCACUGCUGACCUGCGCUCAGGUUCUCAUCCCUAAGGUGGUUUGUCAUGCGGCAGCAAUACGCUCAAGAUUCAAAGGCGUGUGGACUUAUCUAAUAAACAAACGAAAGCUGUAUUUGUACGCAAUGAAGGGAGGCAAAAUAGGCGAAAGCGGUGGGCUGACCUUCUGGCUGGCAUCCCCGGGAGAUUACGAUGACGUCAUGGCCAUCUCAGACGGCAUAUACGGAGGCAACGAUUACCUGCCUCACCGCUACCACAGCUGGAUGACGGAGCCACACAGGCUGGUGAUUCUAGCCAAGAGAGAUGGAAAGCUGGUGGCACUGGAGUCCGGGCUGAUUGUUGACGGGGGCAGUACAGUGGUCGUAGAGGGGCUGCGCGUCUGUCCCAGCGAACGGGGCCGGGGCUUGGCUGGGGUCAUUAUCAGAUUCGCAGAUCAGUACAUCCGCCAGCUUUACCCCAAUGUCAGGAUGAGGAGGUGGGCUUGGAGAGUGGACCCGGGACCUGAGAAGCUGGCCAAGGUCUCACUGCUGACAAAGCGGGCCAUCCUCUCACUUCAGAUUGAGGCAAAGGCUUUUGAUGCCUUUCUCUCCACCUUACGGGCUAAACUGGAACAUGAAAAGGGGACAGGAAGCCUGGACCAGGAGUUCAGACUUGUGGUCUUGGAAGAGGAGCAGCUGAGGCACAUUCUGCUGGAUCCCGGUGUUUCCUCUCAGAUCGAGCUGCCCGGUGAUGUGAUUAUUCAGAACUGGCAACCCUUGAAGCUGCUGGAAAGCAACCUUGAGGUGCUGCAGAGACGAAACCUCACAUGGUUGGCCGAUAGCUUGGAGAAGCCAACCUUCCUCAGCCUGCACACCCCCCCUUAUCCUAUCCCUUAUAAGGGAGGGUCCUUCUACUUCAGUAUUGACCUGUUUGGCACCAAACCAGAUCUUGCCUACAGGGCCUUGCUGGCCCACAUGGAGAUGGUGAGGGGUGAGAUUCGGUGCAUGGUUCUUAUGCGCAUAUACAUGCAUCAGUCGUUGUGGGGGAGACUGCGGGCAUUUUGUGAGUGCUCUGCGGGGGUGGAGGUGUGUAACGGUUACUUGGAGCAGCUGAUCUUAGAGCACAAGCUCUGAUUACAUGACUGGGGGAAUGUGCAAGAGCAUAUGUUUAACAUUGCUUAGAAAUGGUUCGCACACAUAAAAAGAUUAAUAAGUUUAUCAGAAGCUAAAUCAGGAGAUAUACGGUACUGUGUAAAAGUCUUAGGCAGUCAGAGAAAAUGUUGAAAGCUGUUCAUCUGGGUAGUAUGUGUGUAUUUGCUCUGAAGAAACACAAUUUAACAUUGAAAGAUAUGCAAAUUAACAGUAACAUUAACAAAAGGUUCCUGAUAUCUUGUUGUAUGGUUAGUAGAACACCACUUCAGUUCCCAAACCUCUCCUCAGGGGCACCUGAGUUAUUCCAUACAUCCAUCCAUCCAUCCAUCCAUUUUCCAAACCGCUUAUCCUAUUGGGUCGCGGGGGGUCCGGAGCCUAUCCCGGAAGCAAUGGGCACGAGGCAGGGAACAACCCAGGAUGGGGGGUAUUCCAUACAUCCCCUAAAUUUCACCACUAAUUCAGUUAAUUAAUUAACUUAAUUUGUCAAAUAUUGAGCUAAUCAAGUAUGGUAUGCCAAGGGUCUAGUCAAAAAAUAUAUUGGUGUAUUGGAUGGUCGCCGCAAAUCUGGGGUAACUAGAAGUUUUGAAAAGCUAAGACCCUUUCAUGUACAAUGUUAUAGUUUUACUCCAACAUGAAAAUCAUUUUCUUUGCCUCAGACUUUUGAAUAUUACUGUAUUUUGAAGCUGAGAAGUUAAACUAUGGAAUAUUGUAAUUUGAUUUUGAUUUGUGUACUGCUUGGUAACAAUCCAAGAAAACAGAUUGAUUGUCCUUUUUCAUAUUUUCUGACUCGGAUCUAUAAAACAUACUGAAGAAGAUGGAUAUUCGUGUCAGAAGCAGAGUGGAUAUGAAAAUUCUUAGCCACCCAUUGCGAUGACAGGAAUAACAAUUACAAGGAAUUACUUGACAUCUGAAAUAAUUGAUUCCCCGCUUUUAGCCAGGCUGUCAUAGUUACUUUAGUCCUGCCUGAGGUUAGGUUAGGUGUAGGGCAAUAACUCUUCUCCAUCUUCUCUUUUCUGAGCUGAUACCCAGCCGACCCUACACCGUGUGAACCCGCACCUGGAAUCCUGGAGAUAACAACAUGAAACCAACUGGGACUUCAUAACUAUAUGAACUCUAAUGAAUCUCAGUAUAAAUGCAGUUUCAUGCUCCCCUGUCGCCCAGAGGAGGAUGGGGUCCCCUUCUGAGUCUAGGUUCCUCUCAAGGUUUCUUCCUGCUAGAGGGAGUUUUUCCUUGCCACUGUCGCCUCAGGCUUCGUGGGGUUCUGGCUGGUUAAAUGUAAAGUGCUUUGUGACAAUGACUGUUGUUAAAAACGCUAUAUAAAUAAAAUUGAAUUGAACUGAA